This is a messenger RNA of Diutina rugosa, 339 nucleotides long. RefSeq lists its product as uncharacterized. The record is from RefSeq and is a predicted model, not a curated record. Lineage: Eukaryota; Fungi; Ascomycota; Pichiomycetes; Serinales; Debaryomycetaceae. Gene Ontology annotation, biological process: mitochondrial respiratory chain complex IV assembly. Gene Ontology annotation, cellular component: respiratory chain complex IV; mitochondrion; mitochondrial intermembrane space. The transcript has a single exon. The coding region runs from base 1 to 339 and encodes 112 amino acids.
AUGGGUCUCUUCUCCAGCAGUUCCGGCGCCGACGAGCUGGCGGUGCAACACCCUCCCAAGCGGGGCAAGAGAAAGGAGUGCUGGGACUCGCGCGACAAGUUCUUCGCCUGUCUCACCGCCAACAACAUCGACAACUCGCUCGACCCCAAGUCCGAAGAUAAGGUGAAAACCCAGUGUGGCGACCUCCGCCAGGACUUUGAGGGCAAGUGCGUCGAGCUGUGGGUGAAGUACUUCCAGGAGAAGCGCUUUGCCGACUUGAAGCGGGCGCGGUACAUCGAGAAGUUGGAGCUGGAGGGCGCCCAGCCGUUGCCGUUUAAGCUCGACAACAGCCGGAGAUAG